AUUCGAGAAACCAUCGGGUCCGGGCAGCCAGACAGGCUGUAACCCCACACGGUGGACCUGCCUUGCACAGCGGGCAGACCCCACAGGAGCUCCUUCAGAUCUUCAAUGAAACGCAGAGGAACAUGAUGGAUCUGAACGAGAAGCGACUGGCUGCCCUGGCAGAAGUCAAAGCGCUGCGAGCUCGAGUUGCCAAGCUUGACGCAAAAGUAGCAGCACUGGAGAAGGAUGCAAAUGGUGGCAGAGCAGCAUCUUUUGAUGCGCCGAUUCAAGCCCUGCAUGAUGAGCCCGGUAUCUACAUACCACAGGCAGCUGCAGCGCAGCAGGGACCAUCCAUCACGAUCACAUACCAGACAGGAUGGAACCGCGCAUUCCUCCAUUACAAUGUCGAUGGGAGAGGAUGGACCCAAGUGCCAGGAGAGGAGAUGGAGUGGGGGAAUGGUGAUCUGGCCGGGAACCGAGUGAAGACAGUUUCCGGCAGACGGGUAGAAUUUGUGAUCAACAACACUGAGGGGGGCUGGGACACACCAGACCCCAGCACUGGCAGCAAGAACUACGUGAUUGAUGCGCCCGGCAGAUAUCAUCUGAAGAGCGGAAGAAUCGUGCAAUUUGCGUGAUUAACCCAUCUUUCAACUGUAGCCUUUAAUCCAGAUGUAGCCUCGACAGCUGUUCCUCCUCUAUAUAUCCAAUGUUAUUGCUCCUUCAAUGUUGGGUAGAACUGCAAGACUUGAGGAACUUUAAUACUUGGCAUUGCUACUUACAGACCAUGGCAGGGACCCACUGCUUUCUUUAAUAAGCUCUGAACAUCACUUGAUAAUAAUGUCGACGCUCUAUUGAUUUUGACUGUAAAGUAGCCAUAGAUGUAAGGUCUUCAAUCUAGAUACAUUACAGUAAAAAAGGUAAAAUUGCUUUGUCAAAUUUAUCAAAGUUAAAUUGACACUUUCAUCAUGAUGAUACAACAUGUACAUACCGAUAAUUGCUGCUUUCAUGUCAGCAUAUCAUUUUCUCUAAUUAUGAUGAGAGCAUCCACAAGAACUGUUACUGUUCCACACACCAUGCCCAGGCCAAACGCGUGGUAUUUCAUGGGCCAACAACAUCUAAUGACACAAAUCUUCACCGCCUGGCAGCCAUGGCAGCCGCGACUGGGUUUGGGUUCAGCUGCAGCGCAAGGCGAGCCACUUCAGAAACGCCACCCAGGAGGCCGCCGGCAACUCUACGCAAGCCCAUGAGCAAAUUGCGGCGCUCUGCCAUGACAGCAUAGAGCACCACAGCGCCGCCUGCCGCCACUGCCGCCAGCUGAGGCUGUGUCAGCCCUGCAAAGCCCUCUUCCUGCGACCACCAUCUUGAGAGGCUGCCGCUUACAUCGCCGUACCAGGGGCCCCGAUCAGGACCCUCAUCCGCACCACUAGAGGCAGCCACAUUCCCACUGCUACUUGCAUUCCCAGCAGACCCCGAC
This is a messenger RNA of Coccomyxa subellipsoidea C-169, 1453 nucleotides long. RefSeq lists its product as hypothetical. The transcript is spliced from 7 exons. Bases 123 to 614 code for a protein of 163 amino acids. Lineage: Eukaryota; Viridiplantae; Chlorophyta; Trebouxiophyceae; Coccomyxaceae. The record is from RefSeq and is a predicted model, not a curated record. Gene Ontology annotation, molecular function: starch binding.